AUGGGUAGUACAAAUAGUCGUAUUGAAACAAAUUUAAAUCCAAUAAAAACGUAUACAGGAUUUGAAAACCAUGAUAAUGAACUAGUUAUUUCUAAGGAAUCAUUUCGAAAUAAGUUCGACCUCUGUUUCUAUGAUUUGGCCGAUCUUUUAUGGGAUAAUUUCAAAGGUGAUCGUAAUUCCAAUGAUGAAUUCCUGGUUCUCAGAAAAUAUCAAAGCAUAAUUGAAUACUUGUCUUCUGCUCAGGAUAAACUGAAGAUAUUUCUAAGUUUGUUUAAGCUACGUGCACUAAGUGAAUCAGAUGUUAAAGCAUUAUUUAAGUGGUUCUUGCUGGGAAGAGAUUUGAAACCAGACACGUGGCAAUUAAUAAUUACUUCUAUCUUGUCCUCAGUAAGUCCUUUUAAUUAUACGAAUUCUGUAUUGUUAUACUUUAUUAGUUAUUGGUCUAAUCCCUUUCCUUUUGAUGUGAUAAGAUGUUUCUCAGGUGAAACUAGUUAUGUGCACACCAUUGAAGGCAUCCAAGGCUUGUAUAAAGCGUUCUAA
Molecule: messenger RNA, 540 nt
Organism: Schistosoma haematobium
Lineage: Eukaryota; Metazoa; Platyhelminthes; Trematoda; Strigeidida; Schistosomatidae
Exons: 4
Coding region: 1-540 (179 amino acids)
Source: RefSeq, a predicted model, not a curated record